This is a messenger RNA of Vigna unguiculata (cowpea), 2665 nucleotides long. RefSeq lists its product as uncharacterized. Lineage: Eukaryota; Viridiplantae; Streptophyta; Magnoliopsida; Fabales; Fabaceae. The record is from RefSeq and is a predicted model, not a curated record.
UUAAAAAAAAAAAGAAAAAUGAUAACACUUCUCCACUAACUCACGAAAAACCUCACUGGAACCAAACCCUCACAGAACAAUCCCCUUCUCCGAUUUCUCUCUCUUGUCGUUCCUCCUCCGCAAGGCGCCACGCCUCAGCCUCCUGAAACUUCAUCUACCACGAUCAUCGGCGUCAACUGCCAGAGCUCGCGAACUGGGCCUCCGACGGCAAGAGCCGCCGCUCGCCCUCGCCAACUACCGUUGGAACCUCACUAGUGCGGUACCUGAGCCCUAAGCUGCCAGUCGCCACCUUAAUAGGUCUCAAAUUCAGUUCUUUGAAAUCAAGUUCGUGCAUGAAGCACGAAUCUUCAACUAGAAAUUUGAGAAGCUCAAACCCGCUGCCGAGGAGGUGAGCUCGUGGUGGCGUUAAUGCUUCCCCUGUGAAGGUCAAAGACGGUGUUGUGAUUCUCCUGCAGAUUCCAUAUAUUUAAUGAUCGCAAUUGUGUUUAAUGGAGGUUGCUGUCCUUUUUUGCUUUGACCACGUUCAGAGUUAUUGUGUUCCUUCCCACCCUUCAGAUUCGAAAACUGUGUUUAACUGAAACUUUGAAUUGUAUAAGUUUCUUGUGUUUAUGUUAACAUAAUGGCUAACAAUGCCAACUCCUCCUCCAAAACCCAACCCCCUUAUGCUCCUAAUCCUAACCAUCAAAAUUUCUUACAAAACAAUGGUGUGGGCAUGACACCCCAGCCCCAAUUUUGUUCUGGCAACCACCAAAGCCAAAGCCUGUCACCCCCUUUUAUGCAGCGACUACCUAUGAAUGUGGCACCUUUCAUGAAUGCUGCAAAUCAUAAUUAUUUUCCCUUGCAAAACGAUCAGAUGCAUCUGUGUCAAAUGGGUAUGCCUGGUCAUCAACAGGGUCAACCCCUUGUGGGGGUUUUAGGUCCCCAAAAUAACGUUGGCAAUCCCAAUUACAGCAAUCCAAUGUAUCCUGUUCAGGGACAAGUCAUACUGAAUGCAGCUCAAAUCAAUUUGUCUCAUUUACAGGGACAAAUGUUGGCACAGAGUAUUUUGAAUAUACUUCAGCCGUCUAAUGUGAAUAUGAGUAUGCCAAAUGGCCAAUUUCGUGCCCCUUAUCCUAUGCAGAAUAUGAAUCAACAGUUACCUACACAAAUGUCAAGUCCUUCUCAAGUGGUUCCGCAUGGCAUGCAUCCUGGUUCCUUCCCCAUGUUUGGGUUUCCAAACCAACUGCCUCAGGCUAUGGUCCCUCAGAGUUCAUUACUUUCUCCAAGUCCACAGUUAGGUUUUGAGCCUGGAAGGCAUGUCCGGCUGCAUAUUGACCCGAACGAGAAAAACCUUGCUCCACCAAACGUGAAUGCAAAUGCUUUUGUAUCACAGUCGCCUUUUUCAUCUCAUCAAUUACAAGGGAAUACUUCUGGGUCACUUAAUUCUGAUUUGGCUCAUACAAGUAACUCUCAACCUCCUGCACUUUUAAAGUCGCACUCACAGGUGAAUCCUUAUGGAAAUAUUAAAACUAAUGUUCCAAAUACCAACUGGAAUGGAUCACCCAGCAAAAACUUCAAAAAUAGACCAACACGAGGGGGGUUUAAAGGAGGAUUCCAGAAGUCUAAAUUUAAUGAUGUGAAUAAUGGAAAGCGCAGAACUGGGUUUCUUAAAGAUCAUAAUGGAAGAGGCCCUUACAGUGGGAGGGCAGCACAGGAUAGUGUAAGAUCAAAGGAACUUAAGCAGCAACUAGAAAGAUCUUUCUCUGUGACUUACACUGAGCAAGAAAUCAAACAAUGGCGUGAAGCACGGAAAAAGAAUCAUCCUUGUAACAACUUUCAGAAGAGGCACUGUGAAUGGCCGAUGGACUCCAAGGUCAUUAAAAGGGAGGUCUUACAAAGAGAGCUUAAGGAGGUUUUAGCAAAGCAAGCUGAAUUGGGAAUCGAAGUUGCUGAAAUACCAUCACACUACCUUAAGAAUUCUGAUAAUCAAGGUCUUCAGAAUGAAGGGAAAAACAAAUUUAGUGACAAAAGAAAGUUCCAAAACAAGUUCAACAAGAAAUUAGACAGAAAAGGUCGGUUCGGCAAGAAGCAAAAGUUUGCUGACUUUUCAGAAAGCCCUUCAUUAAAAAUGAGGAAGCCAACUUUAUUGCAGAAACUCUUGAGUGCAGAUAUAAGCAAGGAUAAGAGCCACCUGUUUCAGGUUUUCAGGUUCAUGGUAAUAAAUUCUUUCUUCAAACAUUGUCCUGAUAAGCCACUUAGAUAUCCAUCAGUCAUGGUUAAAGAGAACUGGUCUGAAGUUGACACUAAAAAAGAUAUUCCUAAACGCGGGAACGAGGGAGCUGUCAAAAAAAUUGCUAGCCUAAAUAAUGAUGAUCAUAGUAGUGAAGACGAAGACAGUGAUGUGGAUGAGAAUGACUCUAUUGUACAUAAUAAUCCACACAAAGAACUUUUUUCCUUGGUUAAAGAAGGAUUUGAGAAAUCUGAUGAAGAGGGAGAAAUUUUAGAAUGAAAUUCGAAUAUUGGUGCUCCACUUUUUGCAGCAAAGUUUUGAAUACUGUAGUGGUAACAUUUUUUGUUUAGUCAUUUGUUUCCCUUAUGGUUUUACCAUCAUGCGUAAUGUUACAGUAAAUAUAUUUUUGCAGCAAAGGUUUCUUAAUACUAAUAUUACACACUAUAUUUGCGCAAA